UAUUGCGGUGUGGCAUCAUAUCACACGCAAAACUAAUUAAGAUCGAGAUUGUCCGUCCCAGCGUACCUCGACAUGGUCGGCGGUGAGCAGAGCCAAAUCCAAGGCAACGGCGGAAAUGGCUGCAGCGGUAAGGUGGUACAUCAGCGGCGCCUAGUGAUCAACCUCGAGGAUAAGAACCACCGGGCCGAUCUCCUCAGGUACGCGGUCAUGGUGGACGCCGCCUACAAGACGUUCGAUGAGGUGAAGAAGCACCCCGGCGAGUCCUACGAGACCGUCUUGUCCAGCCGCCUCGCCACCAAUGCUGGGUACGUCGUCACCGCCCACCUCUACGCCACCGUCGAGCCACUACCACUCCCGCCAUGGGUUGUCGACUCGUUGCCGGCCGCCAUCGCCGGCCUGAACAAGCCGUACUGGUUCGGCUACAUCGCCGUCGGCGCCGGCAAGCAGCAGGGCGACGACUGCUGGGACGACAUCGUCGUCGUGCUGCGCGGCUCGGCGACGGUCGCCGACUUCAUGAUGGACAUCCAUGUCGAACGCGUGGCGUUCCAAGGGUUGGACGGCGAACCCGCCGGCGGUGAGGUAGCCGAGGGGUUCCACAAGGUGUACAGGUCCAACGACGCGGACAAGGAGCACGGCGAGCUCAGCGUGCAGCAGCAGGUCGUCGAGGAGGUGAAGCGGCUGGCGAGGCAUCUCCGCCGGAAGCAGCAGCAGCCCGGAAAACUGAUCCGCGUCACCAUCACCGGCCACAGCCUCGGCGGCGCGCUCGCCCUGAUGGCGGCGCACGACGCCGCGGUGGCGCUGGCAGACGAGGACCGCCACCGCCGCAGCAGCGAGCCGUUGAUCGGAGUCCGAGCCGUGACGUUCGGCGCGCCGCGCGUCGGCGACGACGCGUUCCACGGCGCCCUCGCCGCGCGCCGCGUCCAAGUGUCCCGCGUCGUCGUCAAACAGGACAUAGUGCCCAAGCUGCCGGCGAACAAUGUGCUUGACGGCGACUACAACAUCGAGCUCGACGACCAUGAUGCCAGCAAGUCGCCGCGGGAGCUGAUCAAGGCACACAGCCUGGACAUGUACAUGCACCUCAUCCUGAUGACCUUGCCGAACACCGACUACUACUCCACCAUGUUCAAGAUCAACGAGACCAGUACCGAUCAGGCGCCGGAGGCGGAUGGCGAGGCCGACGACAAGCCCAAGUGGAUCAAAAUGCGAGAAGACAAUGGUGACGGCUUCAUGCGUCUGCCAGUCUCAGAUCUGGACGACGCUUUAUUAUAGACUGUCGGUACUGGUAGCAAUUUUUAAACUUUGGCUUUUUAAAAUGGGACACCUUCUUCUUUUAUAUAAAAUAUGUCGACAACGGCCCGACGGUUUGAAAAAAAAACUUUUUUCCAAACUUUGGCCAUAUAUAUGCUUCCACCGAUUCACCUGCAAAAAGUACUGAUCUAUUUUUCAUGCUUUCAUACUAUUUUUAUUACCCGGCCUCUCAAUCAUAAUGGCGCAUAUCGCUAUUUAAAAUGUACUUUUAUAUGAUUUCCGGUGAUGUUAUCUUUUUUCGAGCGAAUAAUUUCCAGUGAUGUUUUCUGUAAUAAAGUUAAAUGUGACCAUACCAUGUCAAUGACAGUCUGACAAUAAAAUUGCAUGCAUUUCUCAGUGGCUGAA
This is a messenger RNA of Oryza sativa Japonica Group (Japanese rice), 1653 nucleotides long. Its product is annotated as phospholipase A1-II 7. Gene Ontology annotation, molecular function: glycerophospholipase activity. Gene Ontology annotation, biological process: lipid metabolic process. The record is from RefSeq and is a predicted model, not a curated record. Lineage: Eukaryota; Viridiplantae; Streptophyta; Magnoliopsida; Poales; Poaceae.